AUGAAGAAUCUCCGGAUGCAAUAUGAAAUAAAAAUGAGUAAUUUCCAGAAACAAGAAGAGUAUAUCUCUGAAGAUGCAUCAAUGUGCUUUAAUAACUUUGGACCAACGGAUCCUACGCAAUUUCAGCAAUUUUUGACUUUUAAUGAGGAAUAUUCGCAGACUUUUACUAGUUACUAUAAUGAUAAUGGUAACUUAUGA
Dentiscutata erythropus is the source of this 198-nucleotide messenger RNA. Lineage: Eukaryota; Fungi; Glomeromycota; Glomeromycetes; Diversisporales; Gigasporaceae. The record is from the annotation of a GenBank genome assembly.